UCUCGUCCUUUUUCAGUUGGCUGCUUCCUUAGCUUUAUCCUUUUAGCACAACCAUGUCUGCCUUUGUGGGAAAAUAUGCCGAGGAACUUAUCAAGAAUGCCAAGUACAUAGCAACGCCAGGGAAAGGUAUUUUGGCAGCAGAUGAAAGCACUGGCACUAUUGGAAAACGUUUAUCAAGCAUUAAUGUUGAAAACAUUGAACCAAAUCGUCAAGCACUUCGUGAACUCCUUUUCACUUCACCAAAUGCUCUUCCUUACCUCUCUGGUGUUAUUCUCUUUGAAGAAACACUUUACCAAAGCACUUCUGAUGGAAAGCCGUUUGUUGAACUUCUUCAAGAGAACCAUGUUGUUCCUGGGAUUAAGGUUGACAAGGGUACCGUGGAUUUGGCUGGGACCAAUGGUGAGACCACAACUCAAGGUUUCGACUCGUUGGGUGCACGUUGUGCACAGUACUACAAAGCAGGUGCUCGUUUUGCCAAAUGGAGAGCUGUGUUGAAAAUUGGGGCUACUGAGCCUUCAGAAUUGUCCAUUCAGCAAAAUGCUCAGGGGCUAGCUCGUUACGCGAUAAUUUGCCAAGAAAACGGACUUGUGCCAAUUGUGGAGCCAGAAAUUCUGACAGAUGGAAAUCAUGAUAUCAAGAAAUGUGCAGCAGCCACUGAAACUGUUCUUGCUGCUGUUUAUAAGGCACUCAAUGACCAGCAUGUUCUUCUUGAAGGAACACUUUUGAAGCCUAACAUGGUCACCCCUGGCUCUGAUAGCCCCAAGGUUGCAGCAGAAGUAAUAGCAGAGUACACGGUCACAGCCCUGCGCCGGACCGUGCCACCAGCAGUGCCAGGGAUAGUGUUCUUAUCAGGAGGACAGAGUGAGGAAGAGGCAACAGUGAACUUAAAUGCAAUGAACAAAUUGGAAGUGCUUAAGCCAUGGACACUGUCAUUUUCAUUUGGAAGAGCUCUUCAGCAAAGUACCCUCAAGACUUGGGGUGGAAAAAAAGAAAAUGUUGGCAAAGCUCAAGAGGCAUUUUUGACAAGGUGCAAGGCUAAUUCAGAUGCAACACUUGGAAAGUAUACAGGUGGAAGUGGAAGUGGUGCUGCUUCUGAGAGUCUGUUUGUUAAAGGUUACAAAUAUUAGAGGGGGAAAAAAGUUGGAGUUGAUGAUAACAGGUUAUAUACUAUUGUCUUUGGUAUUGAUUUUAAUAACAUGUUUUAUGUUAAAAAUUUAGUCUUUUUAAUUUCAAAAAUCUUUCCAUUAAGUAACUCUUGUAAAUUACUGUUCAAAGUUUAUAUUCACUUAACCAAGAAAAUAAAGAAAAAAAAUCUAUAUAUAUAAAAAACAAUAAACUUUGAUGAGUGAAA
This is a messenger RNA of Solanum lycopersicum (tomato), 1351 nucleotides long. It is a transcript of the gene FBA6, whose product is annotated as fructose-bisphosphate aldolase. Gene Ontology annotation, molecular function: fructose-bisphosphate aldolase activity. Gene Ontology annotation, cellular component: cytosol. Gene Ontology annotation, biological process: fructose 1,6-bisphosphate metabolic process; glycolytic process. NCBI's taxonomy places the organism in Eukaryota, Viridiplantae, Streptophyta, Magnoliopsida, Solanales, Solanaceae. The record is from RefSeq and is marked provisional.